Molecule: messenger RNA, 1476 nt
Organism: Rotaria sordida
Lineage: Eukaryota; Metazoa; Rotifera; Eurotatoria; Philodinida; Philodinidae
Source: the annotation of a GenBank genome assembly
AUGCUCGACGCAACUACGUUACUAUUUAUCUUUAUUAUAAUAAUUUAUAUACUAUUACGUUAUUCUACUGAAAAGAAAAUAUUUCCUGGCCCAAAACAUUUCAUAAAUCUACCGAAUUAUUUUUUUGAUAUAGUAUUGAAAAUAUCAAAUAAAAACCUUCGAAACAACUUAUUAAAAGUUUUUUUUCCUGAAUCAUUUCGAUAUAUUGAAUUAACAGUACCAUUAGCCUCUCAAUAUUAUACAUCAAAAUAUGGUGAUAUUGUUCAAGUAAAUCUUUUUAAUCAACCAACAAUAAUAAUAUCAAAUCCAGAUUUUGCUGAUUAUAUAUUAAGACGUAAUGGAAAAAAUUAUACAUUAAGAUUUGGUAAUUCAUUAGGUUUAGAAUAUUUAGGAAUGAAAAAUAAAGGAAUUAUUUGGAAUAGAAAUAUUCAACGAUGGAAAUAUCAACGCUUAAAUUUUUUUCAAAAAGCUUUAAAUAAUAAAUUAUUAGAUGAUGCAAAAUAUAUUUCAAAUGAUGCUACUGAUUAUAUAUUAAAAUAUCUGGAAAAAUAUGAAAUUCAAAUAAAUAUAAUUGAUAUAAUGGAUUUUUUACGUUCAAUAACAUUUACAAUAACAUGUCAUUUAUUUCUUGGUUUACCUAUUGGAACAAUUUCAAUUGAAAAAACAAAAUAUUAUGUUAAUUCAAUUGUAGAAUAUUUUAAAGCAUGGGAAUAUUUUUUAUUAAAACCAACUCAAUUUUAUGAUGAAAAUGAAACAAAUAAACAUCAAAAAUCAAUAAAACAAUUAAAUGAUGUUGUUAAUGAAAUACUAUCGAAACGAGAUAUGAAUAAUAAUUGUUUAUUUAUUAAUUCAUUAUUAAAUGCUCUUAAUAAUCAACAAAUAACAAAAGAAGAAAUGAAUCAAUGUAUAUUAGAAAUGUUAAUUGCUGGUACAGAUACAUCAUCUGUUACAAUGUUUUAUUUUCUUCUUGCACUUUCUGAUCGAAAUGAAUUAGAAGAAAAAUUAUUAAAAGAAUUAAAAGAUAAUUCUUAUCAAACUCUAACAAAUGGUUUAAAAGAAUCAAUGCGUUUUAAACCAGUUGGUCCUGUUAUAAUGAGAUGUGCUAUUAAUGAUGAUAUUUAUAAUAAUAUUCAAAUUAAAAAAGAAACAAAUAUAAUUGUUAAUUUAGUUGAUAUGCAUAGAAAAAAUGAAUAUUUUUUAUUAGGUAAUCAAUUUAAUUUAAUUAAUGUUGAAGAUAAAGAUUUAUCAAAUACAAAUAAUGAAAAAAAUGUUUUUCUUCCAUUUGGUAUUGGACCUAAAGAAUGUGUUGGACGAUGGUUAGCUAAAAUUGAAAUGGAAAUAAUUAUUGAAAAAUUAAUUUUAAAUUAUUCAUUUAAACGUGCUAAUGGAACGAAAACAUUAGAAGAAUUACAAACAAGAUGGGAUAUUGCACAGCAACCUACACAUCCUGGAUAUAUGCUUAUUCAAAAAAGAUAA